Bactrocera dorsalis (oriental fruit fly) is the source of this 2288-nucleotide messenger RNA. RefSeq lists its product as uncharacterized. The coding region runs from base 615 to 1568 and encodes 317 amino acids. The transcript is spliced from 3 exons. Lineage: Eukaryota; Metazoa; Arthropoda; Insecta; Diptera; Tephritidae. The record is from RefSeq and is a predicted model, not a curated record.
GACUAGUUCUCACAAAAAUUAACAUGCAAAUUGCGAAAUUUCAAGCAUAAUAAAGAAAGACGUAUGUGAACUGACCUUUAUGUAUUUGCAUUUAAACAGCUGAUACAUUGCUGUGCCCUCAACAUUACACGUAAAAAGCAAUUAAGAAAAGGUUCUGUGCAAACUAAAGUGAAUAAGAUGAGUGAAAUUGUAAACAAAUACUGCUCAAACAUUAUCAUAACCUAUGGUUUACACAGUAAACUUCGUUAUCAUUCAUCUAUAAGAGAAAAUAAAAUUGGAUAUAUAACGCCAGUUGGAAGAUGCAGUGAAUUACCAUAUAUACAGAUAUAAAAUUAUAAACAAUAAAGAAAGUAUUGGAUAUUGCAAACAAGCAAGCUUUUGCACCUUCGCAGUUCAAGGUCAUAAUCCGGUUAUUAAGAACGGGAUAUUGCGUUGCAAAAGUGCAAAAUUAAUCAGCAGUGCUGCCAUACUCAAAAACACUGAGUUAAAUAAAUUGCAACAUUCACAACGUAGAGUUUGCACUAAUUAACUGAAUAUGGCAAUAUUGUAGAACUUUUAAUUACUACGGAAUUUGUAUUGAAAUUUUGCGUGCUGUCCGACUUAUUUUAUAAAAUAUGAAGAGGAAAUUACAACAAAAAAGAAUUAAAAGAUGGACACAAAGCGAAAUAAGUAAAAUUAUUGACUAUAUGGCAGAACAUGGAAAUUUGGAGAAACCAACAGCACGAAUAUACUAUGAGACAUUCCUAGAAAUUUCGCCGAUCGAUGCAACUUGGGAUUUAAUAAAAUGGAAGGUGCGUUAUUUGAAAACACUCUACGCAAAGGCGAAUCAAUGGUUAAGUUCUCCCGAAGCUAAAUUGCUAAGCGAGGAACAGGUUGUUGAGCGUUUACAGAAAAUAUGUCCCAACUAUGAGCGUUUACGAAAGAUAUUUGGCGUGAAGCAAGCGCAAGUUGUGGAGAUUCUCGACUCGAACGACUCAUUUCCCGAUUGUUAUAUUGAUGAAUUUGAGGAAAAUAGUGACAUGGCGGUGGAUGUAAAGGUAUUCGCUGAUUACGAUGGAUUUGAAAACCUUCCAGCAGAUGAAACUGAAAGCAUGAUUUUUGAAAAUAAAUUAAGCGCAGAAGUGGAAAUUACUCAAAUGUCAACCAAUUCUACACCAGCACUAAGCGAUGUAUUACAUGAACAGUUAAUUGCAGACGAAACGCCAGCUGCAGAAACUUCGCCCGACACCAAAGAUGCGAGCAACGAACAAACGAUUGCAAAGCGGGUAAAAAAAGAAUCACUGCGACAUUCACUCUCGGCCUUAAGUCAAAGUCAGGAAAGCCGCAAUGAAAUGCAACGGCUACGAUUGAAAUUUGAGGAAUAUAAAUUCGUGCAGGAAUUUCAAUUUGUUAAACAGAAAUUCGAAGCCGAAAUGGAGUUGAAAAAGCAAGAACUCGAAUUAAGAAAAAUAGAAAUAGAGAGUAAUGAAAAGCUAAAACUCAUGGAGAUUGAGAAAAGCGAACGAAUCGCUAAAUAUGAAUUGAAUUUGAAAUAUAAUGGACACAAUGAUAGUCUGCGCUCAGACUAGUGGUGAUGAACAUUUUUUGAGAUGAAAUUUUUUUAUUCCUGUCUAAUUUCUGUUACUUUGAAAGGUUGUUAAUUUUUUUUUUGUUCUUAGAGUUACACAAAGUACGCAAACCCCAAAAAAUGGUAAAUCUAAAAUAUAUAUAUUUUUUUAAUUCCUAAUUAUGUACAUAUAUGCUUGUGAUAACAAUUUUUUCGAUCCGGUAUUUGGAUUUAAAAAUUAUUUUUAAUUAAGACUUUCGGAAUUACAAACAAAAUUUAAUUAAAUACUUUAGCCAAAAACAAAAUAAAUAUUUUCUAUUGCAAAAGUGUCAAGUAUCUUUGAGAAUUAUUUUAAAUCGGUGUUAUUGUGUAGAGUGGAUAGAUGUCCGAACGAAUGCAUUUAAGCAGUACGUGUAUUUUUUUGUAGUUAUAAGUAUUAAUGAAGAAGAAUGUAGAAACCAAAGCAAGUUAGCGCCAGGUCAGUCAUCAAAGAUUUUGCAUUUUUUUAUAAAAAUAUAAUAAACGAUUAUUUAAUAAUUUAAAAACCAUAAGUCUUAUUCGUGGCAUUGUUUAUCAGAAAAACUUCUUAAGAAAUGUUUAAAUUUUUCUGUGGUUUAUUACAAUAUUUUUGCAUUAUUACUAUUAGUUUAUGAAUAUACAUACAUACAUACAUAUAUAUAUAUUUGUACCAAUUUAUGAAUACAAUUUUUCACAAUACACGUAAAACUCUAUAACUAAAUAA